This is a messenger RNA of Darwinula stevensoni, 3909 nucleotides long. Lineage: Eukaryota; Metazoa; Arthropoda; Ostracoda; Podocopida; Darwinulidae. The record is from the annotation of a GenBank genome assembly.
AUGCGGAAUGAAGUUCUUAAGCGACCUAUGAAACAUCCCGUGGAAACAGGUGACAACCUACAGUCGUCUCGAGUUUCGGAUCCACAGCACGAUUACCUGCAGGAAUUCCCACCAUUACCUCACUCGAGACAGCUCUUUCCUCUUCACCGUCUGCGCGUAUUUGACAAAGCAAGCAACAUGAACAGCAGUGCUGAUGCGAGCGACAGUCCAAGCUCCAUGCCAGAGCCAAUGAAGCCUCCUCCGCCAAAGAGGUCGUCAAAAACGAACCUCUCGAGCGAGCUCCAAUGCUUUGCCUCCAAGUUGGACUCCAUGUUCGGAGGCGAAGGAGCGAACAAAGGGGUGAAGAAGCCCAUCGGAGGCGUGGCGCUAUUCGGAUGUUCUCCGAUGCCCAAGCUCCUCUCUACCAAGAGCCUCGAGCCCGAUCUACCGCCUGAAAUUUGCAGAGAAGAAACUGUAGAAUCCAAGCUGGACUCCGUCGAGAACGGGAGCGAGUCGAUCUUCUCUCCUGCAGAUCGGGCGAUCAGUGUCGAGGAUUCCCCAGUCAAGUUCCAGGAAAUCAAUCCUGUGAGUCUUCUAGGCGAAGAGGCGGAGAUGGAGGGACUGGACGCGAUCAUCCAUGAGAUCCAGAACAAGAUCCAGGAUGUCCUGCAUGAGUUGACUCGGAUCGGAGCCGAGAGAGCCGCGCUGGAGCAGAGGACAGCCGACAAGAACUUCACAUACGAAGUGACAAAGCGAGAGAAGGCGGCUCUGAAGGAAGGCGAAUACGAGACUCGCUGCCUUGUGUGCAACGUCGCAUGCCAUUUUCCCUGCAAGGUGCAGAAUUCGAAAAAGGCGGAAUGCGAGAUCAUGGAGGCCGGUCGCUGCAAGGCCUGUCGCUGCGACGCCGCCAAGCACUUCAACAGCCCCCACCGCUUCCAGACUUCGAAGGAGAGUAAGACGCUCAAGGACCUGAAGCACUCACACCGAGCUCAGACGAGACGAAAUGAGUCCCUGCUGGAAAUCCUGAAGCGGAAAUACGAGAGGAGCCAAAACGAGAUGAUGGAUCUCGUGCUGGAGGCUCACGAGGAACUUUGCAAGCUGGAGCCGAUGUCCAUUUCCGAAUAUAUGGACAUUUUGAUUUCCUCGGAGAAUAAACAAACGAGACUCGGCUGGAUGGACAGAGUCAGAAUCCUCCAAGAAACUCAAGACCGCAUGGGAAUGGGACAGGCCAGUAAUGAAACCGCCGACGUCAUUAAAUCAACCGAUGAGGAACGAGUUGGUAAUCGCGCGGGCAACCCCGAGGUAAGCAGUGGCACAUUUCAGAGAAUUUCCUUAACCGAGUCCUCAACUGAGCCGGUCGAGCGAGUGUCCCUUCCUUCUCAGGUGAGCGAACAAGAGGCCUUCGCUUCCAGAGCCGCCAUUGAUGAUGGCCUCAUCGAGAGCAAAACCCCACCGAAAAAUUCGGCCCUGGCCUGCAAGAUCUGCGAGGAGGGCUUCAGAGCUGAGGGCGACCGAGUUCCCCGUCUCCUGCCGUGCGGCCACACGCUCUGCCACUCCUGCCUGGAGAUGCUCGCUCAACGAGGUCCUACCGUUCUGUGCCCGUUCGACCGAUCGGCCGCUGCCAUUGGACUGGAAGGUGUCUACGGACUGAAGAAGAACUUCGUCCUUUUGGAGAUCCUGGAUCAAGGCUUGAGUCUACUCAAGUUCAACAGCGGAAGCAAGCUGAAGUCCCAUGGUAUUGAGAGAGCCUAUCUGGCAUCUCAGAGGAAGGGCAUAUUUCCCUUCUCGACCAGUAAAUUCCAGUAUGAGAUUCACUUUGAAAAAAUGGUGCAGAAGAACAAACGAGAUAUGGCUGACAAGAUCCCCGAGAGAAUUCAGAAGGGGCACAUGCCUAUCACAAACGUUGUGAAGUCCGUCCAGAAGGUCUUCAAAGAGGCAGAAGUAGCCAUGAAUGACAAGGACGAGGAAAAGAGCUUUGUGUUCUACAUGAAGGGUCUCAAGAUCUUCUUUGAAAACAUCCUCAACACGAAGGAGUACAAGAAGAAUGAGACAUACUUCCGGAGUAUGCUGGAGAAGGAGGUGAAGGAGGCAUCAGAUAUUGUCUGCGAUCUUGAGAAGAGCCUCGAGAGAAGGUAUGACCUGCUAAAGGAGGGGAUGGAGGUAGCUGUUAGAGACAAGAGACGUGAGGAGGAGCAACUGAAGAAGGAUCAUGUCAAGAGAGCAAUUACAUUGCAGCCACAGCAUGAUGGCAUAAACCUGGAUAGCCCUGUGAUAUCCUGUCACCAGCUGAAGAACCUAUUCCAUGAAAGUAGCCGUAGCUUCCUCAUCCUGGACUGCCGAGCCGAAGAGGACUUUGAUGCAUCACACAUCAAGAGCUCUCGAGUCCUCAGUGUGCCUGACAAAUACCUCAAGCCAGGGGUGACUUGUAAUUCCUUGCUGAAGACUUUGCCAGAAGAUGACGGGUUCACGUUCGGACGCCGUUCCACGGUUGACCUCCUGUUCCUCAUGGAUUGGUUCACAGAAGAUUCUCCUACACCUCAGUCCCCUCUUCAGAAUCUCUAUGAAGCAAUCGUUAAGUGGGAUCCAGGCACGAGAUACAAGUGCACGCACCCGAUGAUCGUGAAGGUUAUUGAAUAUCCGGAUUUGGACACGUUUCGUCCACCAGCUGAGACCUCUCCAGAAGAAGCACCUGCAUCCCUGCUUCCAUCCAAGAGCCCACUACAGGAAGUGCCAUCGAGGACAGAACCAGACGUUGGGCUUCACAGACUGCAUGGGGGAAGAGUUAGCAUGGAGUCCCAAGUGCUAAGGCCUCUUGCUGCUCCUGAGAAUGCAGAGGUCAAGCAGAUUGUUAAGAAGCCUCCAACAGUGAACCGGGACCUCAAACCUGGAAAGAAGAUGGAGGAGAGAAUUGAGGAGCGGGGAGAGCUGCUUGAGAUGACAAGGGAAGUCCUUCGCUUGGAAAAUGAGUGGGAUCAGGUGCGACUGCGGCGGGAGAAGGAGUCUGAGGAGGCCAUGCGUCAGGAGCUCCAGCGAAAAGAACAGCAGCUUAUGGACCGCAUCUCUUCUAUGGAGUCUGAGAAGAAAUCUCUUGAGGAGAAAUGGGAGACCCAAGCAAAGGAAAAUGAGGAGCUGCGGAAAGAGAUGGAAUUGUGGAGGAGCAAGGCAACCUCAUUAGAAGAGAAGCGGGAAGCCGAGAAGGAGGAGGAGAAGUUCCGUCAGCAUGAAGUUCCAAAGAAGAAAAUGAAUGCUGGGUUCCAGCGCCUGUUGCAUGAGCGCAAGGCCAAGGAUUUUCGUAUGAAGAAACUGCAGGAGGAGGGCGAGACAGAGAAGCAGGGCAACGGGACACACUUGGGGAACGGAUUGGGAGGUGCCUUCCACUUUAAUGGAUCCAAAGAACCCUCCCCCAAGGCCAGAUCAGGGGAAUUUCCUCUCAGGACAGGAUUAAGAGCCUAUUCCUCCAAUACUGGAUUGCAGGGAUUCACCCCCAGGCCUGCAUCAGGGGAACCAUCGCUCAAGAUACAAUCUUUAUUUUCGCCCACCGUUUGCGAGUCACCAAAAAUCCAGACAUGGACACAUUCCGUCCCCCGCCCGACACCUACCCGAGACGGACAAAUAACCAAACCUUCACUCAAGGGCCCACCGAUAGCGGCGACGUUGGAACCAAGAGUCAGUCUUCCUACACUGCAAAGAGGAGGAGUCAAAGUAGGGUCUCUUGCGACAAGACCCAUUCCUGCACCUAGGAAUAUGGUCAAGCAGAAUCUGGUAUUGGUAUGCAAGAUCUGUGACGAGAACUUCAAGGCAGUGAGUCACCGAGUCCCACGUCUCCUGCCAUGCGGCCACACGCUCUGCCAUACUUGUCUCGUGGUGCUUGCCAAGCAGGGUACUCCCGUUCUAUGCCCUUUCGACAGAUCAGCAGCUGAAAUCGGUUAG